Messenger RNA from Acanthosepion pharaonis, 678 nucleotides. Lineage: Eukaryota; Metazoa; Mollusca; Cephalopoda; Sepiida; Sepiidae. The record is from the annotation of a GenBank genome assembly.
AUGUUACUCUAUAUUCCUUCGCAGUGCCUCUUCUCAAAACGACGUCAAAGAUUAGAAGUACCGGAACAAGUCAGUAAAUUUGAAAGUAAGUAUCCUCUUUCAGUUCUUGCUUUUUUUUUAUUUUUCCUCUCUAACCCGCCCUCUCUUUCUCUCCUUUCCCCCCCUACAUUCUCCCUCCUAUUCUCACCCCAACCCUCCCUCCUAUUCUCACCCCUACUCACCCUCCUAUUCUUACUCACCCUCUCUCUUCUAUUUUCACCUGAUCUAUCUCAUUCUAACCCUCUCUCUCUCUCUCCCUCUGCUCUCUCCAUCCGAAUAUCUCUCGCUCUCUCCUUCCCACUCUCACCCGCUCUCUCUCUCUUUCUCUCCCUCUGCUCUCUCCAUCCGAAUAUCUCUCGCUCUCUCCUUCCCACUCUCACCCGCUCUCUCUCUCUCUCUUUCUCUCUCUCUGCUCUCUCAUUCCCAUUCUCACCUGCUAUCUCUCUUCCAUUCUCACCCUCUCUUUCUCCCGUCUGUCUAUUCCACCCUUUCUCACCCGCUCUCUCUCUCUCUCUCUCUCUCUCUCUCUCUCUCUUUUUAAAAAGAUAUCUUAAUUUGAUCUACUUCGCAUUUAACGAUAAGAGGUCAGACGAUCAACCUGUUUAUUUAUGCCUUGGUCAGCUAAGCGGGUCCGAAUAA